Molecule: messenger RNA, 1524 nt
Organism: Chaetomium globosum CBS 148.51
Lineage: Eukaryota; Fungi; Ascomycota; Sordariomycetes; Sordariales; Chaetomiaceae
Exons: 4
Coding region: 1-1524 (507 amino acids)
Source: RefSeq, a predicted model, not a curated record
AUGCCAUCACCCAUAGUUGACGUCCCCAAAGCCUCGUCCUUCAACCUCGAUGCGGCUUUGGAUUUUAUACAUGACGAGACCCACCCAUUUCCCCAGGAAUAUGUCCCGGCCGAGGCAAAGACUGUCCCUACUCACAUAAAAUGUCCGCUAUUCGGUGGUGGAAAGCGACCGCAGGACAGGGACGCAAAAGAUCGAGCCGCGGUGCACAGGUUGCGCAGACGGCGGAUGACCGAGGUAUCCAGCGGACUCGUUCAUUUGGAGUCCCUGGCCAUUCUGCCCAUCGGUAUCGAUGCUGAGCCUUCCCGAAUUACAGAUGUGCAAGAACUGGCGAGUUUCAACAAGGUUGCAGAUGGCGAGAUUGUCGUACCAGCUCGUGAUGCAGGUGCUCCCCCACGGUUCACCCCCCUGACACAGCCGCUGCAAAUGAAGGCCGACUCGUACAACAAAGCCAUCCCCACCCGUUACCCCCAAUACGACUAUAUCUUCGAGCCUCUUCUUCGGUCAGUUGAAGUGAUGCAGCCCGGGUUGGAUAUCUUCAGUGCGACCGACGUGAUCAGCAACGUCAGCAACCUCCGCAAGCUCUUCGAUGUCAUCUCCAACAGGUCCUGGGGCACCGAGCGCUGCGACAUCGACAUCAGGGAAAACACUCUGCUUCUCUCCCGCUGGAACGGAGACCCGAACCUGUCCCUGAGUCUCGGCUGCGGCUCCGGGUUCGAAAAAGAGACGUGUCGUUACCCGCCCGAGGAAGACCCCGUCCUACAACGCAGCCUAAGCCACCACCGUGUCCUGUCGUACCGUUUCGCGGGCCUGCAGCUCGUGGUACAAGGAGAAGUCGACGCCUACCACUGCGCGUGCGACCACACCACCCCAUCGCCCGACCUCGUCUCCACCACCCCCCGAACCACCAAACGGCACUCCGACCCCGCCCCGCGGUCCCCCAGCUGGCGCCACCGCCGCGCCUUCUCCAACCCCCACGCCCUGGGGCCCUCCCCCUCCCUCGCCUUCGCCGCCCUCGCCCUCGACGACCCCGGCGACAGCCCGGGCUUCACGCCCCCCUGCCCCGUCACCCACCCCAGCCCGACCCUCCGCGUCCACCACACCGGCCGCGCCAUCCCCGCGCCGUGCCUCGUCGAGAUCAAGACGCGCAACGCCCGCUCGCCGGCGCUGUCCACCAACGAGGCGCAGCUGUAUUUCUCGCAGCGCGCGAAAUUGUACCUGGCCCGUCAUGAGCAGGGGCUGUUCACGCCGGGGCCGGAGCUGAGUGUGCGGGAGGUGGAGACGGAGCUGCGGGAGUGGGAGGCCGAGGCGCAGCAGCAGGUGACGUUGGGGAAGCUGGCGGGUUUGUUGAGGGUGGUGAGGGAUAGGGUGAGGGUGUUGAGGGGGCAGGGGGUGGAGAGGGUGAGUUUGGUUUGUGAGUGUGAUGGGACGGGGAGUGAGCAGGGGGUGAGUGUGCGGUUGUGUGAGCGGGCGGGGGGAGGAGGACAGUGGGCUGUUGCCGCCGGUGGAAUUCCACCGGAUGGUUAA